AGGAGAGAGACUACAGCAAGUAGGCGAUGAGAUUAGCAGGAGGGGAAAGGGUGACAGGAACUGGCUCGCGUUAUCACAAAGACAGACAGACAAGAAAUGAUGAUAAUUGGGAGUAAAUUGCAGGGUGGAAGAAAAUACUGGGAUGGUCAUAGCAGCUGAUUUCUUAUCAGGAGACCGAGAGAGGAAGAGGGAUGAAAAGGAAGUGAAUAAAUGAGGAAAACUGGAACUGUGCAGGGAGAGAGGUGGGAGGAGAGUGGAACCAAAAUUGUUUGUAAAUGUUUCCUGGAUUGUCAGACAGUGCAUGUCAGACAACCUGCCAGAUAUCAUCUCAACCUCCAGUCCUACGAACCCAGCGCUAACAAGACUCACUACACUAUACUGGAGUAUCUACAAAAGUGUCUCGCUUACAACUCCAACUGGCAUCCUUACAGUGACCACUUGCAGGCCUGUUUGAGUCCCGCCUGUCCAGGAGUCCAGAGUCCUGUGGAAGGUCUGAAGGUGAAAAUGGUUCGGUGGUUCCACAGAGAUGUGUCUGGCCUGGAAGCUGAGAACCUGCUCAAGACGAAGGGUUCCCAUGGCAGCUUCCUGGCAAGACCCAGUAAGAAGAAUCCUGGGGAUUUCUCUCUCUCUGUCAGAGUGGGAGAUCUCGUGACCCACAUUCGUAUCCAGAACACGGGCGACUACUAUGACUUGUAUGGAGGGGAGAAGUUUGCCUCGCUGUCUGAACUUGUGGAGUAUUACACUGCAGAUGUCGGCGUCCUACAGGACAGGGAUGGCACCCUCAUAGAGCUCAAAUACCCCCUCAACUGCUCCGACCCCACCACAGAAAGGUGGUUCCAUGGACACCUGUCAGGCUCGAACGCGGAGAAGUUUCUAUGGGAACGGGACGAGCCGGGGACCUUUUUGGUGCGCGAGUCUCUGUCCAAGCCGGGAGACUUUGUCCUGUCCGUUCUGACGGAGGAGAAAAGCAAAACGGCCAACGGAGGGAGGAGGGUGUCCCACAUCAAGCUCAUGUGCCAGAAUGACAGGUACACUAUGGGGGGCUCGGAGAUGUUUGACACCCUGGCUGAUCUUGUGGAGUUUUACAAACGCAAGGGCGUUGAGGAGAUCUCUGGAAACUGGGUUUACCUCAAACAGCCUUACUACUCCACCCGCGUGAACGCGGCCGACAUCGACAGGAGGGUGAAGCUGUUGGAUCAGACGGCUGAGAACCCAGAUGAGGGAGAGAAGAAGAGCAAGGCCGGAUUCUGGGAGGAGUUUGACGCCCUACAAAAGUUGGAGGCGAAGCUAAAGAAGAGCAGGGAAGAAGGAAUGAGGCCAGAAAACAAAAGCAAAAACAGAUACAAGAACAUUCUUCCCUUCAAUGAGAGCAGAGUCAUCUUGGAAGGGGGAGAUCCCAAUGUUGUUGGCUCAGACUACAUCAACGCCAACUAUGUGCGCAGAACACGCUGCGGGGAGCAGGACCAGAAGGUGUACAUCGCCACCCAGGGCUGUCUCACAUCAACCGUCAACGAUUUCUGGCAGAUGGUGUGGCAGGAAAAGACGACGGUGAUCGUCAUGACGACGAGGGAGGUCGAGAAGGGUCGGAAUAAAUGUUUCCCAUACUGGCCGGAGCUUCAAAGCUCGAAGGAGGUCGGGAGGUAUGUGGUGACGUCCACGUCAGAGAGAGAUGCCAGCGACUACAAGAUCCGCAUCCUGGAGAUCUCACCUCUAGACCAGGUACCUACACACAGCCGGACCAUCUGGCACUACCAGUACCUGAGCUGGCCCGACCACGGGGUCCCUGAGGAGCCGGGCUGUGUUCUCAGUUUCCUCUCCGAGGUUAACAGCAAGCAGGACGAAUUCCCUGGUGCCGGACCAAUGAUCAUCCAUUGCAGUGCUGGGAUUGGUCGGACGGGCACUUUUGUGGUGGUUGACAUGAUUAUCAAGACCAUUGACACUAAAGGUCUGGACUGUGAUAUUGAUAUCCAGAAGAGCAUCCAGAUGGUGCGUGAGCAGCGUUCUGGCAUGGUUCAGACUGAGGCCCAGUACAAGUUCAUCUACCACGCCGUCUCCUACUACAUAGAUGCUGAAAAGGCCAAGCUUCAGGCGUCCAAGGAAACUGAACCAGAAUAUGGAAACCUGAGGCCCAUGCAUCAGAUAGCAAGCCGAAAAGUCUCAAAAAACAAGGAGGAACUGUAUGAAAAUACGUCAGUAAAAGGGAAGAAAGACGUGAAGAAGCAAAAGUCUGAGGAAAAAAAAAGUGGUUCAGUAAGGAAGAGAUAGAACUGAAAAUUAGGAGACAUUUUCAUUUACGUUUAGUCAUUUAGCAGGCGCGCUUAUCCAGAGCGACUUGCAGUAAGUACAGGGACAUUCCCCCGAGGCAAG
Molecule: messenger RNA, 2367 nt
Organism: Hypomesus transpacificus
Lineage: Eukaryota; Metazoa; Chordata; Actinopteri; Osmeriformes; Osmeridae
Gene: ptpn6
Product: protein tyrosine phosphatase non-receptor type 6
Biological process (GO): protein dephosphorylation
Molecular function (GO): protein tyrosine phosphatase activity
Source: RefSeq, a predicted model, not a curated record